Molecule: messenger RNA, 5398 nt
Organism: Pogona vitticeps (central bearded dragon)
Lineage: Eukaryota; Metazoa; Chordata; Lepidosauria; Squamata; Agamidae
Gene: MIOS
Product: meiosis regulator for oocyte development
Biological process (GO): positive regulation of TORC1 signaling; cellular response to amino acid starvation
Cellular component (GO): cytoplasm
Molecular function (GO): protein binding
Source: RefSeq, a predicted model, not a curated record
GUGCUCUCUUUUGACACCGGAAGUGAAAAGUGCCCCGAAGGCGGAAGUCGGGGAUGCAGUAGUGUGGCUUCUUUCAAAACGUUUCUGCUUUCUUCCCUUUGCUCCCGCUCCUCUUCUUCCUUCUCCCGGCGCAGCUCCUGGCACCUCCUGGACGGCGGGGGUCGCGGGGGUGAGUCCUUUCCGCGGGUCCGGAAACAGUGUCCAUAUGAAUGAACACAGCUGCAGUCUUCCAGGUACCCUUUUCACUGCUUGACCCAAUUUGCAACAGCAGACAUGAGUGGCUCCAAACCUGACAUCCUGUGGGCUCCGCACCAUGUUGAUAGAUUCGUUGUCUGUGAUUCUGAACUCAGUCUCUACCACAUUGAAUCUGCUGUGAGUUCUGAACUUAAAGCAGGGUCACUGCGUUUAUCUGAAGAAACGACAGCUACUCUUUUGUCCAUUAAUUCAGACACUCCAUAUCUGAAAUGUGUGGCUUGGUAUCCCAAGUAUGAUCCUGAAUGUCUACUGGCAGUUGGUCAGGCCAAUGGUCGGGUUGUGCUCACUAGCCUUGGCCAAGAUCACAAUUCAAAGUGUAAGGAUUUGAUAGGAAAAGAAUUUGUGCCAAAACAUGCUCGUCAGUGUAAUACCCUGGCAUGGAAUCCACUGGACAGUAAUUGGCUUGCUGCUGGCCUUGAUAAACAUCGGGCUGACUUUUCAGUGCUGAUUUGGGACAUCAGCAGCAAAUAUACACCAGAAACGCCUGUUGCUACGGAGAAAGUGAGGCUGUCUGCUGGAGAUACUGAAGCAGGACUGGUUGUGACAAAACCUCUUUAUGAAUUAGGGCAGAAUGAUGCCUGUCUUUCCCUUUGUUGGCUUCCACGAGAUCAGAAACUCCUUUUAGCUGGAAUGCACCGAAACCUGGCUAUCUUUGACCUUAGGAAUACAGGUCAAAAAAUGUUUGUGAAUACCAAGGCUGUUCAGGGUGUAACUGUUGAUCCCUACUUCCACGAUCGUGUGGCUUCCUUCUACGAAGGGCAGGUUGCCAUCUGGGACCUUAGGAAGUUUGAAAAGCCUGUGUUAACUCUUACAGAACAACCCAAACCUUUAACAAAAGUAGCAUGGUGUCCUACGAGAACUGGAUUGCUGGCUACUUUAACCAGGGAUAGUAAUAUCAUCAAGCUGUAUGAUAUGCAGCACACUCCUACGCCCAUAGGAGAUGAAACAGAACCCACAAUCAUUGAAAGAAGCGUGCAGCCUUGUGAACACUAUAUUGCUUCCUUUGCAUGGCAUCCCACAAAUCAAAAUCGCAUGGUGGUUGUGACUCCUAACAGGACCAUGUCCGACUUCACUGUGUUUGAAAGGAUCUCUCUGGCAUGGAGCCCUAUUACCUCCCUAAUGUGGGCCUGUGGGAGACAUCUGUAUGAGUGCACAGAGGACGGGAAGGCAAGUUCUUUAGAAAAAGACAUUGCUACCAAAAUGCGCUUGAGGGCUUUGUCCAGGUAUGGCCUUGACACAGAACAGGUGUGGAGAAACCAUAUUCUUGCCGGGAAUGAAGACUUGCAGUUGAAGUCACUUUGGUACACUCUGCACUUUAUGAAACAGUAUACGGAGGAUAUGGAUCAGAAAUUUACAGGAAACAAAGGAUCCUUAGUUUAUGCAGGCAUCAAAUCUAUUGUGAAGACCUCUAUGGGAACAACAGAAAACCUUAGGCACAGCAGGAGUGGAUCUGACCGACAAUCAGAUAUUAUUCAGUACCAGAGUGAGGAAAGAUCAUUGGCUUUGCAGCUUUGUGGAUGGAUAAAGAAGGGCACAGAUCUGGAUGUAGAGCCCUUCCUGCACUCCUUGGAACAAGAAGGGGACUGGGAGCGAGCUGCUGCUGUGGCCCUGUUCAAUUUGGACAUCCGGCGUGCAAUGCAGAUAUUGAACAAAGGCGCUUCUUCCGGAAAAGGUGAUCUGAAUCUUAAUGUCGUGGCUAUGGCAUUAUCCGGCUAUACAGAUGAAAAGAACUCUUUGUGGAGAGAAAUGUGCAGCACACUAAGGUUACAGUUAAACAACCCUUACCUGUGUGCUAUGUUUGCUUUUCUGACGAGCGAAUCAGGUUCUUAUGAUGGAGUUUUGUAUGAAAGUAACGUAGCUGUACGAGACAGAGUGGCAUUUGCUUGUAAAUUCCUGACUGAUGCCCAGCUGAAUAGAUACAUUGAAAAACUAACCAAUGAAAUGAAAGAAGCCGGAAACCUUGAAGGAAUCCUCCUGACAGGUCUCACAAAAGAUGGGGUGGACUUAAUGGAAAGUUAUGUUGAUAGAACAGGAGAUGUUCAAACAGCAAGCUAUUGUAUGUUGCAGGGUUCUCCUUCUGAUGUACUUAAAGAUGAGCGAGUUCAGUGUUGGAUAGAAAACUAUCGUAAUCUGCUAGAUGCAUGGAGGUUUUGGCAUAAGCGAGCAGAAUUUGACAUCCACCGGAGUAAGCUAGAUCCCAGUUCAAAGCCUUUAGCACAAGUGUUUGUCAGUUGCAACUUUUGUGGAAAAUCAAUCUCCUACAGCUGCUCGACCAUUCCACAUCAGGGCCGUGGUUUCAGCCAGUAUGGUGUAAGUGGAUCCCCAACCAAGUCAAAAGUCACAAGUUGUCCUGGGUGCCGCAAGCCUCUUCCUCGCUGUGCCCUUUGUCUCAUCAAUAUGGGAACUCCAGUUUCCAGCUGCCCAGGAGGAUCUAAGUCAGAUGAAAAGGUGGACCUCAGCAAGGACAAGAAAUUAGCUCAGUUUAACAACAGGUUUACAUGGUGCCACAACUGCAGACAUGGUGGUCAUGCUGGACACAUGCUUAGUUGGUUCAGGGAUCAUACUGAAUGCCCUGUUUCUGCAUGUUCAUGUAAAUGUAUGCAGCUGGAUCCCACAGGGAAUCUCAUCCCAGCAGAGAUGAUCCAGCCGUGAAACAUCAGAGCUUGAAUCGAGAGCAUCAGAACUGGACUCUGUCUCCAAUAGGUAUCCUUUACAACCCAAACACAGCAGAUGUCACUCGUGACUUGCAUGGAACAGAAAAAUAAAUCAUUCCAUCACAUCAGCAAGUUGUGUGGAAAGUUUUGAAGAGCUUUGCAUAGCUGUGUGCUCCUGGACUGAAUCUUCAAAUGUGUCAUGUGGACUCUGUUCACUCAAUUGUGAAGCAGUUGGUUUCAAAGACAUUUACAGAGGCUUCACUGAAAAGCACCCAUCUGGAAGAUUUUCAUCCUUAAUUCUGUCCAGACCUUGAGGCUUCCAUUGGAAAUGAACUGGUAUCAUACACUGUGUUUCAUGGACUUUCAGAGAACACUGUUGAAAAUUGCCAUGUGAAAGGGUCAUGCCAUCAAAUGAUUGUACAUAAAUAAAUGUUCGUAUCAACAUUUUCUCCAGAUUAAGUAUGCAAACAUAGUAAUAUUCCCGUCUGCAGUUUGCUCACAUUGCAUGGCAAUGUGACACUCCUGACAAUCUGUGGUUAAUAUGUCGUUUUAUUUCUAAGAGUAAAUAAUAAGGUUCCAUCCAAAUAGUGGCAUGCUUUGUGCAGCAUCCAAAACUACAGAAUUUUAAAGUACCAAAUGAAUUGAUUAGUGGAUUGUGCAGAACAGAUCAGUAUAUGUAUCAACUACUUUUAAAACCAGGGUUUACCUAUAAUCCUAAAACACAUUACACUGUGAAUUGUACAUCCAAAUUUUUCUUAGGUGACAUUUGUUGCCGUCAUAAUUUCAGAGCUUAAUACAGUACAUGAUGAACAGCAGCCAGAGAUGGUAUACUUAAAGCUUACUUGCAAUAUUAGUGUGGCACUACAUAUCAUCUGCCAUUGCUGUCAUAGUGGCUGCUUUUACCAAAUCUUUGUACGCAACAAAAUAUCUGGGUUAACAUAAAAUGCCAGCAGGAUGUUUCAUGCAGAGGUAGAUGUCUUGAAACAUCCUGCUGGCAUUUUCUGGUAAAAUCAUGGAAAGUUGACACAUUCAGAAGAGAACAUACAAAUUAGCAAUACACUGGUUGUUUUGGUAACUGUGGUGUAUGCGGGUGGUUUUACAGAUUUCUACUCUUGCAUCAAGGCAAGUGCAUGACAUUCAACUUUUUGAUAAUUGGCUAGAAACUUGAACUUUCUUUGCACCUUUUCAAUGCAUUGUAGGAAUUGUGUGAGAUGUAAUAUAGUUGCCUAGUUGACAAUCUUUUUUUUUAAAAUCUAAGGGCUUGGAUCCAAGGAACCAUGUGCAAUAUUGUGUAGACGCACUUGGGUUUUCCUGCCUUUUUUCCCCACGGUACUUUGUGCUGCUUGAAAAGCUAUAAGGAUUGAGAAGCCCUUUGGUGUAGUGGGUAAAGAAACAGAAACUGGUCACUGAUAGACAUACAGGGGGGAGCUAUCUCCACUUGUAUAUAGGCAACUUUGGGUCCAAGCUACAAUUUAUAUGCUGAAAUAAUUUUAGGAGGAAAAUAAAUCUUUAAUAAUAAACAGAAAUAUUCGCUUUAAUGUACAAUGUUACAGUAAUCUCUAUUGUAUUGCCUCAGUGAAAGGCUACAAUUUCUGGUUAGAACUGCAUUUUUACUGUUGAAGUCUAUUGAAAUGCCUAUCACAGUAUCCAAAUGGUUACUGUAUUUUUGUAACGUUGAUGAAAGGUUACCCUUUGUUAUAAGGUUUUUAGAAUAUCUACAUUUAAUUUUAAGCCUUUAAGAGCAAUGUAUAGACAUUAUUUUUGUGUCAUAUUCGAUGUAUUAAAGGAUCAUGGAAAUUAUCUUUGUCUUCCUUUCUGUAAAAGGGGAGAUAGGUAAGUAUGAAGAGUUCAUGGAUGUCCAAAGCGUAUUUGUAAAAUAAAAGAACCUUUUUUCUUACUUGAAAGGUAUUUCACACCAAUCUAUGGAAGGUGCACUUGUCUUUUGAAAUGGAACUGUCCUACAAUUUAGAGUAAAAUGUGUGUACAGUAUACUGAAUUUUUGUGUGAACAUUUUAGAUCAACUGAAAGGUUGAGUAGUUGCACUGUACAUUAAUAUCCACUUACAAGUCCAAGUAUUUAGACAGCUGUGUAUUUCUACAGACUGGGAAAUUUAACUUUUGUCUUCUGUUUCUACUCAAAAUUGUAAAAUAAAGAUUGUGUUGGACUCGCAAGUUUGAUUACAUUUAGUGUUUCACAUCAUCUGUAAGUUGAUAGCUGCUUAAAUAGUUCAGGAAGGUAUUUGUGUUGAUAGUGCUGUACUUGCAAAUGUAACAGCCCACCAGUACAUAAACGUCUAGUGGAUCAGGAAUAGAUAGUGUCACCACUUGAGUAUAUCUUUUGGUCUUUAAUAAUCCCAGUACUCAAAGUGUAUAUUGUGUUAAUACUUUGAACUAAAGCAACUUCAAGUUUCCUUUUCUGUCACUAACAAAAAUAUAGUCCAUUUGAGUUGAGAUGGGAAUCAUAUACUGAGAAGUCACCUUGCUUCACGC